Brugia pahangi is the source of this 1920-nucleotide messenger RNA. The record is from the annotation of a GenBank genome assembly. Lineage: Eukaryota; Metazoa; Nematoda; Chromadorea; Rhabditida; Onchocercidae.
AUGGCAGCACAGCAACCUCAUACGAGGCGUACCUCAUUUACCACCCAGAAACGUGAUCUGAAUUUUCAUCAAUUUCUCAGGCCCAAUUCGACCGAUUUCAGUUCCCCAGCUACAACUGUUGCUGUGGACGUUACUAACACAAGCAAUCUAAAGGUAGGCCCAAGCAGUGGCCAACCUAGACGUGAAUCCUUUCUUUAUCGGCCAUCAAUCGACGAACGUGAACUCAAUCGUUCCGCUUCACGUACUUCAUCGAUCACCUCUAUUGCAGCACAGUAUGGCGAAGAUUUGAUCGUUACACCAUUUGCACAAAUUUUAGCCAGUUUACGAAAUGUACGGAAUAAUUUGAUUUUAAUUGCAAAUGUCCCAGCGGAUGAGAGUCGUCCAAGACCAAUUCCAAAACGACCGCCACUUCAUAGCACACCGUUACCGGCUGAUGUUAUUCAGUGUGGCCAAGAUACUCUCGAUGAAUUGGAUUGGUGUUUGGAUCAAUUGGAAACUAUCCAAACCCAUCGAUCUGUAUCAGAUAUGGCAUCUAGUAAAUUUCGUAAAAUGCUCAACAAAGAGCUUGUACACUUUGCGGAAUCAUCUAAAUCGGGUACACAGAUAUCACAAUUUCUUAUCAAUACUUAUAUGGAUAAGGAUGAUGACGAUGUAUCACAAAAUUUAAGGGUACCGGAUGAAACAGCAUCUACUUCUUCCUUAGAUAAUGUUUCAAUAUCAUUGUUGGGUAAAGCUAAGACGGCGGCAAUGUCACGAAUUAUUGGCAUACGUAAGCUAAAAUCGCCCCGCGGUGGUCAUAUACCAGAAUAUGGCGUUGAUGGUCACAAAGAAUUAGAAGUUUAUAUGCAAAAGCUUGAUGAAUGGGGCCCAAAUGUAUUCAAAAUACAAGAAUUCAGUAAAGGACAUUCGCUUACUUCUAUUACUUUCACUAUUAUGGAAAAACGUGGUUUAUUGAAAACAUUUGAAAUUCCAUCAAGUAUUUUGUUAAAUUAUUUACUACAUUUGGAGCAUCACUACAGGGAUAAUCCUUAUCAUAAUCAAGUUCAUGCUGCUGAUGUCACUCAAUCUGUCAACGUUCUCAUCUCAUCACCAGCUCUUCAGAAUGUUUUCUCGGAAUUAGAAGUAUUAGCAUCGAUAUUUGCUGGUGCUAUACAUGAUGUUGAUCAUCCCGGUUUUACUAAUCAUUACCUCAUUAAUACUAAUUCGGAAUUAGCUAUAAUGUAUAACGAUGAAUCAGUGCUUGAACAACAUCAUUUAGCAGUUGCAUUCAAAUUAUUGCAAGAUUCUAACUGUAAUUUUAUCGUUUCACUUAAUAAAAAACAACGUCAAUUAUUCCGAAAGCUUACAAUUGAAAUGGUAUUAGCGACAGAUAUGUCAAAGCAUAUGAGUAUAUUAGCUGAUUUAAAAACUAUGGUUGAAGCAAAAAAAGUCGCUGGUUCAUCAGUUUUAACAUUGGAUAAAACUGAUCGCAUACAGGUUAUGCAAACAAUGAUUCAUCUGGCAGAUUUAUCAAAUCCAACAAAACCAAUCGAUUUAUAUAGUAUUUGGGUAAAAAAUAUAAUGGAAGAAUACUGGAGACAAGGUGAUAGGGAACGAGAUUUAGGUAUUGAUAUUUCACCGAUGUGUGAUCGAAAUAAUAUAACGAUCGCAAAAUCUCAGGUUGGCUUCAUUGAUUUUAUCGUGCAUCCAUUAUUUGAAACAUGGGCAGAUUUGGUAAAUCCACAUGCACAAUAUAUACUUGAUCAACUUGAAUUUAAUCGUGAAUGGUAUCAAACUCGUAUACCGGAAGAGCAAGAGAAGCAUGAUGUAAUGAUCGAGGAAAAUGAUGCAAAUGUUGAAAGUACGACAAUUUUUCAGUCAUCACAGCAGCAAUCUUCUCCAAAUGAAAUCAGCGAUUCUACCAAAGAAACGAAAGAAUGA